Molecule: messenger RNA, 3912 nt
Organism: Serendipita indica DSM 11827
Lineage: Eukaryota; Fungi; Basidiomycota; Agaricomycetes; Sebacinales; Serendipitaceae
Source: the annotation of a GenBank genome assembly
AUGGAUGCGGAUCCAAGUAGUUCGCGCCGCUCAGCAACGCCGCAAGCAACCAGUCGAGAUUUGCGAGCUAGAACCCCCCGUGCGCGUUCUCACAGACGCAAGCGACGUGGAUCUGGUGUCGAAGAUGAUGACGCAGAACUCAUAUCAGCGUAUGCAGUUCGAGGCUCUUCGAGGACGCAGCAGCCUCGAACACCGCAAAGACUUGUCAGCGAACUCCCUCCAGAUUACGCUUGGAACAGAGCAGUAACUAUCACACCCUCAUCGCCUGACAUGAAUCCUGAUGGGGAUUCAUCACCCGAAAUACCCAUUCCAAUGCCCUUACCAAGCCCCGAAAUGCAGGGAGCGUCCAUAGAUUUCGCGCAGAUGCCCACACCUGCCACAGAGGACACACCACUUCCCCAGCCGCCAGCCACUCCGAUGGAAUUUAUGGCCUCUACCCCUUCAAAUAUGCAGACACCGCGCCAGGAUCUUUUAUUACUGCCAGAUACGGCUCGCUCUUCCUCUGAGCCAGUACAAGAGAGAACAACCGUGGAGGUGGAGCCAGUCAACGCUCAGGGGUCCACCCCAUCGGCGAGCGAAGGCACUACGAGCAAGAAUGGCACCCCGCAUCAACAACCGAAAAGGCAAAACAGUGUUCCCCUUGCUUCGAGUUCAGUUUAUGUGCCCAAGCGCUACCCACCGCCUGACGCACCUCGAAGGGCCACGCGCAACUCUGCAUCGGCUACUUCGCAGGGGAAUGAAGAUCAAAAGGAGGAAGAAACAAGAGGCGAGAAUUCUGUCAAGGCCUCUGUCGAAACUUGGAUCACGACUGCGGACACGGAUUGGACCCUGGCUCCGCCACAAAUGGAGGUCAGCUUGGCACAAAUUCUGCCAAGUGACUUUACGCCCUUGCCAUGGAUGCAUCUCACAAGGCACCCGAUCGCGUGGGAUGGGGUAACCGAUGCAGGAGGCAAAUCCGGCCGGAAAAUUGUGAUCAUUGGGGCCGCAGCGUCGAAAGUCUCUGUAAAUGGCAGAUUGCCGGACAGAAACGAUGCAGAAACUCUCCAUGAAGGUCUUCACCUCCUCAAGGACUGUGGAGUGGAUCAGAAACCGACAUAUUCAUACGCCUUGAUAACGCGGAUGGCGAUUCUCGGUUCCCCUUUCAAAGCUCUCAGUCUUGCCGAAAUCUACACUAUGCUGGAAGCCAAAUAUCCGUGGUACACCAAGGACGACAAGUGGAGGGACUCGAUACGAUACAAUCUGAGCAGCAACAAUUGGUUCAUGAAAACAAAGCGAGCACUCCAUCAGCCUGGACUUGGAAAUCUUUGGCAAGUUGACGAGAAGAGUGUGGGAGGCCCGAAACGUCCCAGAAAGGGUCGUGGCAAGAAUGGUGGAAACGAUGAAGAGGAAGACGAUUCUUCGACAGACUCUCCACCACCGACCCGUAUCAUAGCAGAGAACAGUGACGGAUCAAUGUUGCUCGCUUUUGACAGCAAGCGACGCAUCUCAUCAGGAGGGAGUGGCGGCGAGCAAGCUGGACCAUCAUCCUUCCCUCUGUCCGCUGCACGGGCAUAUUCCAAGCGCCCAUACCAGAACCUCUUUACGAAUGUCCCUCUGCCUCUCUCGCGACCCAGAUCAAUGUCGCCAGCUUCCGCAGAACGAUUGGCGGAAACAACCCGAGAAAGUGGAAAACCUCCUUCACCUACUGGCUCUGCACCGCCCGGAGUUGCUGUUCCAACUUUGACCUCCCCCACUGACGCACCUCCGACGAGCCACACGCGCAGAUCGUCUACAAACGGGGAAGAUGCUCCUUUGAGUUUGGCUCGUGGGUCAGGGGUCGCGAGUUCGCCUUUUGCUACAACACCAGUGGGCUCCGCCUUUGCACAAGCAUCGUUGGGAGGAACCUCCUCGACCACACCCGUCUUCAUGAAUGGCCCUCGUCAUGCCCAGCCGGGUUCGAACCGUCAAUCUUUGCCCGCUUAUUCACGUCCACGGCACGGUGGCGGCAAGCCAUCGCAGAUUAACAAAAGAAUGGUCGUCGCUAUGCGCCAGCCGCCCUCACGUAAACAAGGCGAUGCGAAUACACCCGCACCUCCUUGGCUCACUCCAGGCGGUGAUGACUCUGAACCAGGUAUUGGUAGUGGCCAAGAUGAAGAGGAAGAGGAUGAUGACAUUGAUAUCGAUGCCUUCGAUGAACCUCUUGACCCCGGGCAUCCGGACGAGGAUAUGCGUGACGCAGUGACUGGAACAGCGACUUCUGACGUCGAGAUGCUGGAUAGGGCCUCGGGUGCAAACCCCCGUCAGAGACAAGCUAGAGCCUCCGAGCAGCCUGCGACGCCUAUGGACACAGAGACCGAGGCUGCAAGUGAGAACCAACCGCUGCGUCAUCCGUCCACAAGCGAAGAACAUAAAUCGGUUAAUGAAUCUGCAAAACCGCAGACUUCGACCGAUAGCGCCCUAUCGAACGCAAACCCGCCCUCGGCCAUGAGUCGCGAUAAUAGUCUUCUCCAUCCCUCACUUCGUACUUCCUUCAUACAUACUCCGAAACCUCCAGUUUCAGUGCCACGAAAGAUUUCCAUGGCUGUAUCUGCAGACAUUCCUCGGACAAGUCUGCGACCUAUCGCUCCCAAACAAGACACGCCGCCCCCAAGAUCGAUGUCUAUUAGCGGAAACCCGAGUGGAAAGGAGAAGAGCGACAGCCCAUGGGCUCAGCCACCGGAUACUCGAAAGAGGAAGAUUGUCCCCUCUUCUCCUAGCCACGAAAAAUCGCGAGUCACCGUUGAGAGCUCACAGCAUAAAUUCAGGAAAAUAGGGGAAAAGGGUCAGUCUCGCAAAGUCGCCAAUACCAUAAAUCCAAUGUUCCAGAUCGACUCAAAGCCACGCAUGGCACCUCCCUCUGCGCGGGCCCAAGAGACGAGUAAACCUCAGAAAAGAGCAUUUGGAUUCACAACGGACUCGACAAGUCGCUCUUUUGCGACUCCUGCUGCACCUGCAAUUCCUUUCUCGCAUGAGAAGCGCACUUCGUGGUCUAUCCAGACUGGAGCCGUCGCUUUUGGUCAACAUAGUUUAGCACCUACACGGAGUGCCUUUCAGCCUCCAGAUUCCGGGGUGCUUGGGCAACUAGAGAAGGGAGGUCAAUCUUUGCGGAAAGUUCAAUUCCCAAUGUCAGCACCUGGUGCGGGGAGCGCCAAAAGAGGGGCUCAAAAUGAGAGCGACGAUGAUAUGUCUCAAUCGGAAGAUACCGCCAGUAGGUCCACGAGACGGGCUAGUUUCUCCAGAAUGGAUGUCAGCGAAGACGAGCGGGAAUCAACUCGCUCCCACGUCCAGUCUCAUUCAUCCGGAGUCCGUUCUUCGACAUCCUUUCCCUUCCCUCCCCUCGGCCGUUCUGCAACCUCCGCCUCAAGCUCGGGUCUCUCGAUUUCUGUGCCUACAUCCAGCUCUAGGACAGAGCAGGCACCUCCACGUAUCGACACCAAUGUCGCUCUGAUUCGACGACCGCCUUCUCAUGACUCGCCGGUAGCCUCUCCUUAUUCGGACCAACCAACGCCUUCCCCGCGCCUCCCUUCGAUCAACCACAUUUUGUGCUCCUCAUCUCCGACCGGCUCAGGAUCCCCAUUGCCACCCAUUCAAAGUCUCACCCCAAGGCAGUCUCCAUCUGUAGGAUCACCCUCAGAAGUUGACCACGGCUCCCGCCGCCGAUCACACUCUCGGAACCCGUCCACAUCUUCAGUUUCUCAGCAGCCCAGCAAUGUCACCAGCGCGACAAGAACCCCAAUUCUUGUCAAUUCGGCUGGAAAGCCUCUGUAUUAUAUGUUCAUUGGCGCUACUUCCUUGGCGAGACGCACACAGAAGUCAAACGCCGCUCCAUUUUCAAAUGAGCCACCGGCAGACUUUGCUCCAAGAGCCUAUAACCCAGAUAGCUGGCGUGACUAG